AUUACAUCAAGGAGGUCUGGAAGCAGAUUUGAAGGCGAGCCAUCUACCUGGUAGUCAGACGAACAGGAGGCUGACCAUGCACUAGGUGGCGUCUCACUCUCUCUCUCUUGCUCUCCCUCCUCAGCACAAGGUGUGAAAAUGAAUGACGUCUGAGCUCAACAAUACCCUAGCUGAGUCACAGUUUUACAGCUUAUUCGCACUCUGGAAAUCAUGGUGCAGCUGUUUUAUUACGAAAACCGGGGCAAGUGCUGUCGGAAAGUGUUUAAUUACGAGGGCUUCCCGACCAAGGUGUUGUUGUUCCCAUACGAGGGCUGGGCCCAACCGGCCAUGAUUACCUACUGGUUGCUAAAAACCUACUGGUGGAGCCGAGCUCGUUGUAAAAUCGUCGAGGUUAACGGCAACCGUAAAUCAACGACCAAAGCCAAAAUGGUGGACAAAGGAAAUGGGAACAUGUACAUAUACGGGACAUUCAAAGACCUGCCCCAUAAUCCCGACUUCAAGGUUAACCUGACAACGAAUGUGAGCAACGCGGACUUUCAACUCGGCUACAGUGUAACGGGAACCCUGGAACGUGGUGACAAGAGGAAAGGCGAUCUGCAACUCACCCAUUACGCUAUGAUCAAGCGGAGAGGAUACUGACUUGCACUACCAGAUCAUUCUGCUAAAAGUGGUCACCCCUGUUCUUGUUUUUUUUUUUCAGGCGUCAUUGACGUCAGAUUUGCAGAAAGUCGACACCAUAGGAGGAUUUCCGGAUAGUUCACCAAACUUUGUGGCUUAUCACUCCAAAUGUAACGUCAUUUCUGCGUUCUGCUUAGAUGUGCACUGCUGUUGGACUGGGUUGUAGAAGUUAGGACCGUCAGAUGACGUUUUGAUGUUGGCGUUAUUUCAAACCAUUGAUGACAUUCCAAAGAUGACAUUCCAAAGAU
Messenger RNA from Liolophura sinensis, 926 nucleotides. RefSeq lists its product as uncharacterized. Lineage: Eukaryota; Metazoa; Mollusca; Polyplacophora; Chitonida; Chitonidae. The record is from RefSeq and is a predicted model, not a curated record. The transcript is spliced from 2 exons. Bases 211 to 639 code for a protein of 142 amino acids.